Molecule: messenger RNA, 1951 nt
Organism: Adelges cooleyi (spruce gall adelgid)
Lineage: Eukaryota; Metazoa; Arthropoda; Insecta; Hemiptera; Adelgidae
Product: heparan sulfate glucosamine 3-O-sulfotransferase 1-like
Exons: 4
Coding region: 145-1134 (329 amino acids)
Molecular function (GO): [heparan sulfate]-glucosamine 3-sulfotransferase activity
Source: RefSeq, a predicted model, not a curated record
CCCGGCCAAGUCCUGUGCUGCUGCCGCCUCCACCGCCUCCGCCGCCGCCAUUACCAACGCGUCCCUUUUUUUUCUACCCUUAGAGCCACCGCCGACGGCAAUGAUCACGCCGCCCGGAAUUAUGCACCAGAUGUACAAAUCGUAAUGCGAAGAUGGUGUUUUCCGAACGUCCAAUGGUCCCAGUUGGUUCUUUUUGUAAUUGUGCUGUUCCUACUGGGCAGUGUGCACAUUUACAUAGGCCCAAUUGGAGGACUGUCAUCGUUGGACGAUCAGACCGUCGGCGAAGAUACGUCUACACUGAGUCGUACCACAUCGGACGACCGGACUUAUCGAAAGCUCAGGUUUCCCAAGACGAGCAGGAGAUUGCCACAGGCGAUCAUUAUAGGCGUGCGGAAAGGCGGCACACGAGCGCUGUUGGAGAUGUUGUUCAUGCACAAAUCCAUACAAAAGGCAAACGGCGAAGUGCACUUUUUCGACAGAGACGACAACUACGACCGGGGUCUGGACUGGUACCGCAGGCGCAUGCCCUAUUCAUUCCCAAAUCAAAUCACCAUUGAAAAGAGCCCAAGCUAUUUCGUGACCCCCGAGGUGCCCGAGCGGAUCAAGGCGAUGAACUCCAGCGUGAAACUGUUGCUGAUACUGAGGGAUCCGGUGAUCAGAGCCAUUUCAGACUACACUCAGCUGCACAGCAACCCAAUGGCCAACAAGAGCAGCAGGUCGUUCGAGCAGUUGGUCAUACGCGCGGACGGCACGGUCAACACCAACUAUCGGCCGAUCACGGUUUCCACUUACCACAACCACGUUUACAGAUGGUUGGACGUGUUCCCUAGGGAACAGCUGUUCGUGGUCAACGGCGACCGGCUGAUCAUCAACCCAGUGUCGGAGCUAAGGCGCAUCGAGUCUUUCCUGGGCCUCGAACACCUCAUAGGGCCCGAGCACUUCUACUUCAACCGCACAAAAGGGUUCUACUGCUUGCGGUAUCACUCGGGAGACAAGUGCCUGAAAGAAACCAAGGGCAGGAAACACCCAGACGUGCACCCCGCGGUCAUGUCCAAACUCCGAGAACAUUUCAGUCAACAUAAUCAAAAGCUGUACGACGUUCUGGGCCAAGACUUUGGGUGGCCAGAAAAGUAAACGAAAAAUCCGGCACGUCAGGCAAAAUAUAACGGUACUAAUUUGCCGUGCACACAUUUGUUUUUAAGUUUUGUAUACAGGGAAUUUCAUAUUUGUACUGAUCGUAACUCAUCAUGCAUAUCAACGAGUUGUAUCGUUUAUUGGUUUUUAAGUGUAAUUUAUAUAUUAUAUUAUACAGAGCUUUAGUGGGUAUAAAACUAUCUCCGAAAAAGUGUACUUUAACAACUCGAUAAAAUAAUUAUUAUUUGAAAACAAUAACUCUUUCUAAAUACAAUUUUUAAAUAAACUCGACAUUGUAAAAAAAAAAAAUGGAAAACUUUCCUCGCUAAGUUGAAAUAGUACAUAUUUUAUAAUUAUUGUUAAUAAUUGUUUUGAUGUUGUAAGCAUUCUGAUUUGUAUGGUAAGCAAAUCAAUAGUUAUUAAAACAGUAUCUUUUGUUUUUAUAUCCACUCACACAGAACUAUACACCUUUCCCGUGUGAACAAAGAACAUAUCAUUAUAUCAAAUGUUAAAUAUGAUUACUCUAAGUAUUACCAUUAUUAUACAAAUCACUAAAUCAACAAACAUAUCAUUGUUAUUAAAAUAACAUAAAAAGAAACAUCUACUAAUUACUAUGUUUUUUAAAUAUUUAAAUUUAUUUUUUUCUUUUAUAUAAUUAUAUGAAAUUAAUAUUUCUUUAGACGGUGCGCAAGACAGUGUACGCAAUUAAGUUCAAUAUUAUUGAAUAUUUUAUUAUAUUUAGUAUUAACUAUUAUAUUGCAUGCCUUUUUCAUAAACUGCUUAAUUUACUUUAAUGAUAAUCUAGUUUAUCAUUCCA